This is a messenger RNA of Purpureocillium takamizusanense, 429 nucleotides long. RefSeq names its product ribosomal protein S23. Gene Ontology annotation, molecular function: structural constituent of ribosome. The record is from RefSeq and is a predicted model, not a curated record. NCBI's taxonomy places the organism in Eukaryota, Fungi, Ascomycota, Sordariomycetes, Hypocreales, Ophiocordycipitaceae. Gene Ontology annotation, cellular component: ribosome; cytosolic small ribosomal subunit. The transcript is spliced from 2 exons. Gene Ontology annotation, biological process: translation. Bases 1 to 429 code for a protein of 142 amino acids.
AUGGCCGCCCGCGGCCUGCUCAGCGCGCGCAAGCUGUGCACCAGCCGGCGUGACCAGAAGUGGUCCGACCUCAACUACAAGAAGCGCACGCUGGGCACGUCGUUUCGGUCGUCGCCGUUUGGCGGCUCGUCGCACGCAAAGGGCAUCGUCCUGGAAAAGGUCGGCGUCGAGGCCAAGCAGCCCAACUCGGCAAUCCGAAAGUGCGUCCGCGUGCAGCUCAUCAAGAACGGGAAGAAGGUGACGGCUUUCGUUCCAAACGACGGCUGCCUCAACUAUAUUGACGAAAACGACGAGGUCCUGCUUGCGGGGUUUGGGCGCAAGGGCCGCGCAAAGGGCGAUAUCCCGGGCGUGCGGUUCAAGAUUGUCAAGGUCUCUGGCGUCAGUCUUUGGUCGCUGUGGAGGGAGAAGAAGGAGAAGCCUCGGCAGUGA